Messenger RNA from Bacillus rossius redtenbacheri, 5897 nucleotides. RefSeq names its product monocarboxylate transporter 12-like. Gene Ontology annotation, cellular component: membrane. The record is from RefSeq and is a predicted model, not a curated record. The transcript is spliced from 8 exons. Gene Ontology annotation, molecular function: monocarboxylic acid transmembrane transporter activity. Gene Ontology annotation, biological process: transmembrane transport. Lineage: Eukaryota; Metazoa; Arthropoda; Insecta; Phasmatodea; Bacillidae. Bases 103 to 1536 code for a protein of 477 amino acids.
GGGGAGGGGGGAACCCGGCGUCGCGCAGUCAGCUGAUAGCCACCGUCCGGCGCAGAGCGAUCCCUGCGCAGCCUCGCCAUCUCGCUCAGAGGGUUGGCCGGCAUGACGACAGCGAACCACGUGGCGUCGCGGAGGCGCACGGAGCCUCCAGACGGAGGCUGGGGCUGGAUGGUCGCCGCUGGAGUCGCCAUCACAAACAUGACCAACCAGUCCAUCAUCUCCGUGUUCGGCCUGCUGUUCGCGGACACGCUGCAGAACAUGGGCUACGCCACCACCGGAGCUGCUUUCAUCACCAACAUCAUGGGCGCCGUCACCAACUUCUCAGGGUUGGUGACCGGGCCUGUAAUUCGCAGGUACUCCUACAGGAAAGGAGCUCUCGUCGGCGGGCUGCUCACCGCGAGCGGCAUGGUGCUCACCAGUGAGGUCACCUCCAUCUGGCACAUGAUCUUCAGCUACAGCUUCCUCACGGGUCUCGGACUGGGCUUCCUGGCGCCCUGCACCUUCGUGGCGGUGAACACGUACUUCACGACGAAGAAGGGUCGCGCGGUGGGGCUCUCGCUGGCCGGCACAGGGAUGGGACAGAUGCUGUACCCGCAGCUGGUCACCUUCCUGCUGGGCUACUACGGCUUCAGCGGCACGGUGCUGCUGCUGGGAGGUCUGUCCUUGCACGCGCUGGUGGGGGUUGCGCUCUUCCAGCCGGUGGAGCGCCACCUCAAGGUGCCGCAGGACGCGGAGGUGGACCUGCUGUCCGUGGAGGAGAAGCCACCGCUGCCUGCUGUCCACACGCCGGCCUUCAAGAUGAGGAGGAACGUGUCGAGCGUGUCUCUGGCCAGCGUCUGCAGCACCGAGAUGGGGGAUGUCGUCAUCGACGACGACCACGGCAAGACGAAUGGCGGCGCCGGCAGCGAGGGCGCGCUGUCCUCGUGCUGGGAGCGCGUGGUGCACAUGAUGGACCUGGAUCUGCUCCGGGACCCGGUGUUCGUGAACCUGGUGGUGGGUCUGGCCAUGGCCACGGCCGCCGGCAUCAACUUCCACAUGAUGUUCCCCUUGCACCUGCACAUGGCGGCGGGAUUCUCGCUGAGCGACACAGCCUCCUGCAUGUCCACGCUGGCCGUGUUCGACAUCGUGUCGCGGCUCGCCGUGCCGCAGGUGACGGACCGCCUGCGUGCCAGCAGCCGCGUCACCUUCCUGGCGGCGGCGCUGCUGCUCGUCGCCACGCGCUCCGCGCUGGCCGAGGUGCGCGACUACACGACCAUCCUGGCGGUGUCCGCCGCGUGCGGCUUCGUGCGGGGGGUCACCGUGGUCAACCUCAACCUCGCCAUCUCCGAGAACUGCCCCAAGGAGAAGCUGCCCGCCGCCCUGGGCAUCAGCAUGGUGCUCAAAGGCACCUUCAUCCUGACGUUCGGCCCGCUGCUGGGGAUCCUGAGGGACAAGACUGGCAGCUUCCCCAUCUGCAUCCACAUCCUGUCGGCGAUGAUCCUGGUGCCGAUGCUGUGCUGGAUCGCCGAGAUGGUCAUCACCCGUUCCAGGAGGUGACACUGCCUCCUCGUCCGUCAAGGACUCUUCAUCCGCGCACCGGCAGUCCAUUCCUGCGUGGACUCAUGGCGCUCAGCGGUGCGGAAAGGGACUUUCAAUUUUUUGCCUCGGCGCUUUCUACCGCGGUGCGGGGACUACUACUCUGCACAGGAAAAAAAUCCAUCUGCACUUUAACAAAAAAAAAAAAAUUCUUUGGUAACCAAUGACCGAGAAAUAGUUUGUAGUACUACGAGAAAGGUAUUGUAAAUUUGUACAGCACAUGGCUAGGGUUAUUUUUACAUAAUUGAAAUACUUUUUUUUUCGAGAUAUUACUGAGUAUUUCUUAGGAAAAUUGGCGCAGUAUUGUGUAUUUGAAUUCAUGUUUCAUUCAGGCACAAUUGUUAUAAACCAAGGAAAAGAUAAUCUAGUAUUAAACAAUGUGACAAUUUUUUUUUGUUGUGUCAUGCUUAUUAUGUGCGCAAUUAAUACUGGAAAGGUUUUCAGGAAACGGUUAACAAAUAACUUUAACUAUUGGAGUUACUGGGACAACAAAAACCAUAAAUGCCCGAGUAAGAAUCUGAACGCAGUAUUACUGCAAAAACUAUUUUGUAGUGAUUCAGUUGUUUUCAUUUAAAUGUAAAAAUUUACAAAUAUCUGUAAUUAUACUUGAAUAUUUAUGUCAUACAAGUCAUUACUGAAGUCUGUGUCACGUGACUUGUCUGAAAUUUAACAGUUCUCGAAGAGAAGAAACUAUGGAACCCCAUUUCCAAAAUGUCACUUUCAAAGCAAAAUAUGAUGUUUGUAUACGAAUACUCGGCACCACAGGGAUUCGCUUACAAAAAACGGUCCACAGAAAUACAGGGGCAAGCAAUACUGCUUGUGAUUACUGUCAAAUUUAAGAGAAGUUACAUGUCACAGGCUAUAUUACGUAAUCAAGCGUCAGAAAUUGUUUGGUUUUUAGUGACCAUCAAAAGACUCAUAUUUGUUGAUGAUGAUUUAUCUCCGUAAAGUUUGACUGUUUGAAUUAAAUAUUCUUUGCUUAUGUAUUAUAAAUAUACUUUCUUACCAGCUCUUAAAUACCCCAAAGAGAUCGCAGGUGUUUCUUUGUCUGAAAAUAAACUACGUUUAAAGUAUUUUUCCAAUUAAAAUAGCAAGAAUGAGUUUCAGAUAUUUAAAAAAUUUCAUCACCCAAAAUAUUUUCUUGAUAAGUCUUAAUUUCUUCUCAUAGGGUAUGUAUAUCUGUUGAGAUGAUAUAUUUAUUUCAAUUAAAUAUAUUUUUCAUUAACAAUUAUAUAAAAAGUUCUUAUAGCUCCGAGUGUCACUAUUUUAUAAAACAAAGUUUCAUUAUAUUGAAGAGUCUUAAAUUAGUAACUGUAGACGUAAUGAUUUUACUCAAAAGACUGAAAAAUAAAAUAACUAGAUAAAACCAUAACAAUUUCUAGAAACAUUAAAUUUUUCCGUAAGUUAAUAAAUUCGUUUCAUUAAUUAAAUAUUACUGAAAUAUGGCUGUGACCGGGAAAUAACUUCAACUACUUAGUUUUGAAUACUGACAGAUUUUUUCACAGGGCUACGAUAAAAAUCCCUUAUGUAUGUGUGUGUAUAUAUAAUAUAUAAUAGUAAUAUUUUUCUUGGAUAAUUUUUUUUUGUCCUAUUACCCCCAAAAGUAUCGGAGCUUGGAUUAGAUGUGAUUAUACAGUUUUUAGUAUAAAUAUACUGUAUGAAAACAUUUUAGGUGUUAAUUUGAGGGAAGCGGACACUUAAAUUCUGUAGUGAUGCUAGUACUAUCACAACCAUUUCGUGGCUCUCCAUUUUAAAUACGUCUAUGUAGCAUGACUUUAGUUUGAGGGGAUUAUUGAAUGAUGUUAUGAAUGUGGUGACGGAUAUUUACAUCAUUAUUAUUUACAUGUGAUGACACUAAAUGUUGUUCACAGUUCACGACAUAAAGCUACUCAGUUAUUGACUUACAAACAUUUCACUUUCAGGCCUUAUAGCAAUGUCCAUUUUAGUUUAGAGGGAUGUGGGCUUAUACUAACAAUAUAAAAUCUCAAAAUCCUUUAUAAUAAUGUAAGAGAGUAAAUAUUUUUUUACAUUUUUAAAGUGAUUUAUAUCUUAGAACAUAUUUUAAUGUACCUAAUUUGGGAAACUUGCAAUUCAGUAUUACAAGAAAUACAAGAACUUCGUCAUGCUAAGUCAUGCUGUACGUAAAAUUAAAUAGUACCCACCCCUUCGCAUGAGUAUAAUAAACACUUUAAAGUUAAAUAUUUUCGUAUAUUAUUUACUAUCCGUUGAUAUCUAGUCUACCAUUGACGGGUUACUCUUAUUUAAUAAUUUCAUUUCCUGUGAGACAACCAUACACUUUUUGAUUGUGUAGGUUUUCAAUUUUAUUAUAAACAAGUCACAGACAGUUGGUUAGAGUUUAGUGUUAGAUUAUAAAACAUUUACACGGGGCUUGAAAUAUCUUCAACAUCUAUGUUCUUUGAAGUAAAUAUGACGAAACUAGUAAAACGCAUGCAAAUGUGCACAUCUGUGUUGGUAAAUGUUAUUUUUUAACAACACUUGUCGGCCUCUGGGAUCAAACCCAGGUAUUUUCCGGCAAUAAUAUUUUUAUUACUUGCUAAUUUUGUCUUCAUAUCCGAUUUUUCGUUGAGUAUAAACAGGCAUUUCGACUGUAAGAACCCUUUUACGUUACGACCUGAAGUAACAUGUUCUACAAAUGACUGGUAUUACUUACUACACGAGCAUGUAAAAUUACCUGCAAAGUCUUAAAUUGUGUCUUUUUUUUCCUAUUUCGGUCUACGUAAAAUUAAAGAAAAAGAAAAAUGUUAUGUUUCUAUUUUUAUUAGUUUCCCUAUGACUGAUAUAUUUGACUUAUCAUAACUGAUAUUUGAUCAAAGGUUAUUCCUACAAGGUUGGAGGCCUAAUAGUAAAAAAAAACUGUUCUUUGAUUGCUAGGAAAGCAAGAGAAAUUAACGAAGUAAAGAAAAUACGAGAUGUGCAAACUCGCAUCCACGCUCACGUUAUUAUUUUGGUUUUUAUCAUAAACUUAGAGCCUUCCUAUUUAAUUUGUUACGUCAAAACCCAGAAAUAAUACAUUUAUAGUCUACUGAUCUCGCCAAAAUAGCAGUCAUACCCUGAAAAAUUUGGAAGGUAUGUAAGGAACUGUAAAAAACUUUGUUUAAAAGAGUGUAAGCCUACAUCAUCAGUGUCAAUGUAUUUUACAAGUGUACUGAUAUAUACUUGUUAUUUACAUAGCUUUAUUUAACCGAGUAGUAAACCUCAUAUUCUAUAUCAUACAUUAUAACUUACUUAUUACUUGAGUAUUUUAAUUAGAACUGACAGAAUGCAAAUACAGUUGUAGCGAUGCUAGGUACAACUUAAAAAUGGUUUUUAAGUUUAAAGUUUGUUAAAAGUCUGGUAUCCAACCAUGUGUUCAAAGGCUCUUAGCUAAAGAGUAAUUAUGAUGAUGACAAAAGAACUGGAGUGCAAGUUAUUAUAUAUAUUCAGUAGUUUCAUAAUUAUUUUUUGUAAUUUGUCAUGUAUGAAAUUAUUUAUGGCUGUAAAUAGCAAAUAAAAUGUCUUUGUUUAAUUUAGUAUAAUUCUUAAAAUUGUAUUGUAAUCCAUUUGGUCACUUUUUUAUGGCUUGCUCUGAUUCUAUGUAAUAUUCUUGUGUGAAAGCAUUUGUUAUAUUUAAACGAAGGCCCGUAUUAUUACCGAACUAGACAUAACUCUCAUAGUAUGUCCACAUUUUAAGUCUCAAUGAAACAUUGGCUGGAAGCUUCAUGUCUUGCAGAGCAACCAUUUAAACUUUAAAAAAGAGUCUUUUAAUUAAUUAUGCCAAAAUAAUAAAUUUUCUGAAAUGAAAAACACUUUGCUUGAGGAACAAGAAAGCUCUGUAUGCUCUACGCAAGGUAUUAUUUUUGCAUCGUCAAGCUGACAGCAUUCGACAGCAUUCACGUGGUAUAUCUUUCAAGAGCUCGCUUACUGAAUGUUGCAAGUACUGCAGGUACCUACACUGUAAAAAAUAUAAUUUUACACAAAAUAAAUGUGGCAGCAGAGCCUCUAAAAAGCAGUAGGUGUAAUUUUACACUGACAAGUGUUGAUGUAAUAUUUUAAAUUGUGUUCAAGUAAUAAUAAUAAUAUAAAAAUGUAAAAGUACGCCUGAUAUGUUUUGGUAAAUAUGUCCAAACGUUUGGUGUAUUAUUACUCUGAGAUACUUAAAUUUACACAUGCAUGCAUGCAUAUGUAUUUCUACUACAGUAGUCAGAUAAUUUCACUGCAUUUUUGAGUAAAAUUAAACUAACAAUUAAUAUGUUUAUUUGUACUACUUCCCAAUUAUAUAUUUUUGUAACUUAUAACUGUUAAUAAAGAAUGUGUAUUUUCAA